CGCGAGUACGAUGGUAAAUUUCUUAUGCCGUGUUUGUUGUAUCGAAGAGAGACGCUAAACCAAAGACACGAUUAGUACACCAAAUGUACUACAUUUUGCAUAUUCAUGACCUACCCCAUAUGUAUUCAUAACUUGACGUACAAAAUGUACUAAUGCUUUACAUGAGUCUCGAAUCUAUAGUGUCCGAUACAUAUUAAAUUGAUAACACUUAUUUUAAAGCGAAUGUUAAAUUACUCUCAUAUUUCAAGUAACGAAAUCAUUAUUUAGAUAACAAAGCGUGAAGGAAAGAGUUGUUUUAAAUUUGCAUUUUAAAAUCGAACACUUUUCGACCUAGGUUCUUGUUAACAUAAAUUAAUUAAAUUAGUAGGUACAUUGCUCGUGGCAGAGUCCUACGAUAGGAAUCGAAAAGUUGAUUAUUACUUAAAGUAGCUACACUUUUCGAAUACUUAUUUUAAUUUACCAAAGACUGUGUGUGACACGUUUGUGGGUCUUCCUUCGUUGCUCUCAUCGUGUCUGGUUAAGCCAUUUGCGUUCAAUAGAGUAUCGGGUUUCGUUUUGUGCGGUACUCGCCACCGCACACGAAAACCGGUUCAAGUUCCGCGUCGAUGUCGAACAGUGUGAAUUAUUUCCCGUCAUGAAUCGCGAGAGGCUACCGCUGCUUUUUAGAAAUGUUAAUUCGGAUCUGUCGCUUCUGUUCGCCACGUUAUGUGUCAUCGACAUAUUCGGCGUCUUUCCAAUAAUUGCGUUACCGCGCACGAUCGUUCAAUGCGGUUUGUAUGGGAUUCCUUUAGUUAUUAUCGUUUUGAUGCUACAAAUUUAUACAGCCGUGCUCCUCGGGAAGUCAUGGACAAUUGCAACUUCUCUGGAUCCGCAAAUUUCACGAAAAAAUCGACAUCCGCUUGCUGCUGUGACCGAAUUAACGUUAGGUCCUCGGGCAAGGACUUUGGUCACUAUACUUUUAGAUUUUACUGUUUUUGGUUGCAGUAUACCUAAUCUGCUGGUUGCAUCACAGAAUUUGCAAUUGUUUGGACUAAAAGUAUCUGGACAACGAUUCGAUCUAUCUUUCUGCUAUUGGCUUCUGCUCGUGGGUCUGCUUUUGUGUCCCAUAAUGUGGCUUGGUAGUCCACGUGACAUGAAAUUGUUGGUGACAAUUUCUUGCGUAAUGGUCAUACUAACGGCAGUUUUAAUAUGGUGGUGUAUAAUUGCCGACGAUCGAGAUCUCGAUGUAUCACCGGUACCCACUUCACCAUCUUGGGAUAAAUUCAUUUCUGGAUAUGGUAUGCUGGCAUUCCAGUUUGACGUUCAUCCUACGUUAAUGACUGUGCAAGUGGAUAUGCGUCGUCCCCAGCAUAUCGACAAAGCUGUUACAAUUUCUUUCUUAGUAAGUGGUUCGUUAUUUGCUAUUACUGCUGGUUUGGCUGUCUGGAGAUACGGUGGUAGUACAACAGCUAAUGUUCUACAAAUGGUCCCAGGAAAUUUCAUUAUGAGCGCAGCUAUUCUACUCGCUGCGCUUCAACUCUGCCUGUCGAGUGCUAUAGGCCACUCCGCUCUAUUUCAGGAUCUGGAGGAUCAAUGGAAUAUCCAGAGAUCUUUUGGAUGGAAAAGAUGCGCGAUACGAUCAGCCGUUGUUCUCCUUGGGGUGGCCGUAGGAGAAUCUGUGCCGAGAUUCGACAUCGUGAUGGCUUUGAUCGGAGGAUCUCUAACCGGUCCACUAGUCUUUGUGCUCCCACCAUUGAUGUAUUCGAAAGCUGUUGCUCUGAAAGCGAGAUCUAUGCGUACAUCGACUCCCGAAGUGUAUUCGUGCUCUGAGAAACGCCAGAGCCUCGGAGGAGGUAUGUCAACUGAUCCAAGGAUUCAUUCGAGAUCGGUUUACUAUGGCGUUUUAGGAGUGCCUAAAACCGAAUGUCAUCGAUACUCGUACGUUUACUAUGACGAUACCGAUGACGAGCUCGACGACGUUAUGGGCUACGAGAACGAUAUCCUGAACACUGAAGAAACCAACGAAGAGUAUGCAAUGACAAGAAGAAACUACGAUGGCGAACCAGUAUUCGUAGAUGCCAGUAGACCCUUUAGAACUUGCAGAAGAAUCCCAGUUUCCGAGGAACCAGUCCCCAAGUCAUUUAUAAAUUGCGCUUUUCAAAGAUGGAACAACUGGUUCGGUUACUUGAUUGUACUAUUCGGUAUUGCUGUCACUGUUUCUUCGACCUACAUUAACAUUAAAAAUACAAUUCGCUAUGUACAAUUCACACCACCGUGCAUCGUGAAUGCUACCGUCGUACAAAAUCCUACUUAAACGAGAGCGUCUUUUACAGAGUAUUAUGUGUUUUAUAGGAGAAAAAUAAUACAAUUGCACAUAUUUUUCUGCGUGAUUAUUAUAGGUGUGACCGAUACGAACACAAUCAGUCUUUUAUUACUGUAUACGUGAACGUUUUAUCAAUUAAAUCUGUGAGGACAAACCU
This is a messenger RNA of Hylaeus volcanicus, 2459 nucleotides long. RefSeq lists its product as uncharacterized. NCBI's taxonomy places the organism in Eukaryota, Metazoa, Arthropoda, Insecta, Hymenoptera, Colletidae. The transcript is spliced from 8 exons. The coding region runs from base 635 to 2293 and encodes 552 amino acids. The record is from RefSeq and is a predicted model, not a curated record.